Molecule: messenger RNA, 1446 nt
Organism: Paramecium tetraurelia
Lineage: Eukaryota; Ciliophora; Oligohymenophorea; Peniculida; Parameciidae
Exons: 3
Biological process (GO): protein phosphorylation; intracellular signal transduction
Cellular component (GO): cytoplasm; nucleus
Molecular function (GO): ATP binding; MAP kinase activity
Source: RefSeq, a predicted model, not a curated record
AUGAGUGAAAAUAUUGAUGAACAUAUUCUCAAAAAAUAUGAGGUCAUCUAACGUAUUGGUAAAGGAGCCUAUGGAAUAGUAUGGAAAGCCAAGGAUCUUAAAACUCUAAAAGUAGUUGCUCUCAAAAAAGUGUUUGAUGCAUUCAAUAAUCCCACUGAUGCUCAGCGCACAUAUAGAGAAGUGACAUUCCUUAAAUAGCUCAAGCACCCUAACAUUGUCUCCAUUAUUGAAACCUACCCUGCUAAUAACAAAAUUGAUCUCUAUAUUGUAUUUGAAUAUAUGGAAACAGAUUUACACAUUGCCAUCAGAGCUAACAUAUUAUAGGCAGAGCACCGCCGCUACAUUACAUAUUAAUUAAUUAAAGCAUUGAAAUACAUACAUUCAGCAGGAAUGAUACAUCGUGAUCUAAAACCUGCCAAUAUUUUGAUCGAUUCAGAAUGCUAAAUAAAAUUGGCAGACUUCGGUCUAGCACGCAUGGUUGGAUCACAAGAUUCUGAUAUCUUAACUGAUUAUGUGGCUACCAGAUGGUUCAGAGCUCCUGAAAUUCUCCUCGGUUCCAAAUCAUACUCCUAUGGUAUCGACCUAUGGUCUGUUGGUUGUCUUAUGGGAGAAAUGAUCCUAGGAAAAGCAUUGUUCUCUGGCAACAGUACCAUCAAUUAACUUGAAAAGAUAGUUGACAUUCUUGGUAGUCCCAAUUAGCAAGAAAUACUUGCCAUGGGUGGACAAUCACAAAUCUUUCAAAACUAAUUUAGACCAUCUAAACAAAAACUUAAUUCAUUACUCGGUUGUCCCAAGGAUGAAUUAGACAUCAUAUCCAAAUUACUCCAGUAUGACCCCACCAAGCGAUUGAGCAUUGAUGAAUGCUUAAAACAUUCUUAUUUUAAAGAAUAUCGCAAUACCAAAGAAGAAAUUACUUAUCAUGGAUCUAUAAUGCUUUAAUUAUAAGAUGAUAAGUAAUAUCCUAUCUCUACAUACAGAGAUGUUCUAUAUAAAAAAAUGGAUUAUUCAAGAAUCAUCACCUUAGUUAAUAAACAAAAGAAGCUUGUUGAAGAGUUAGAACUCAAAAAACAGCAAAAAUGCUUUAAGUAACUGAUUGAAUAAAAAAGUGCAUAAAGUAUCAAAUAAUAUAGAAGUAGUUAAUUUUUGAAAAAUACUUAUUCAAAUUCAAAUUUAUUAGAUAAAAGUCCUUUAAAUAAAUCCUCAUAAUAAUAGCAAUAAAAUACACAAUAGCAAUAAUAAAAUUCUACCUCUAACAUCAAAAACAAACUGAAGUCUAUUUGUCAACAAUCUGAAGCAAGACAAAGAAGUGCCAUAUUUAAAUAAUCUAAUUCUUCAUCCAAAUACAAUAUACUUCAUAAUGUCACUAACACAUCCUUGAGUCCACACUCUGCCAUUAAUUCAAGGUAUCUGCCUAACAGAUUUCAUCAAAAAAACAAUGAUUUUUGA